Messenger RNA from Drosophila rhopaloa, 1992 nucleotides. It is a transcript of the gene AsnRS, whose product is annotated as asparagine--tRNA ligase, cytoplasmic. Gene Ontology annotation, cellular component: cytoplasm. The transcript has 2 exons. Lineage: Eukaryota; Metazoa; Arthropoda; Insecta; Diptera; Drosophilidae. Gene Ontology annotation, molecular function: nucleic acid binding; asparagine-tRNA ligase activity; ATP binding. The record is from RefSeq and is a predicted model, not a curated record. The coding region runs from base 143 to 1819 and encodes 558 amino acids. Gene Ontology annotation, biological process: asparaginyl-tRNA aminoacylation.
ACCACUGGCUUUUAAUCGGUCUAUCGAGUAUCCGGCGUGGAGUAUUGUAUUUUGUCAAGGUUUUAAGCUGAUGCAAUUUUGUGCAUUAAAGUGCGAGACUUAAGGACGAGUUAUCAGAAGUUUAAGUCACAAAGUAAACAACAUGCCGGCCGACCAAAUGGCAGAUUUAACUUUGGGUGCUCUCUUUACAUCGGAAAAGAAAGGAAGCGACGAGUCUGGCGAUGGCAGUGAAUCGAAACCCUUUAAGACCAUUUUGCAGGCGAUGCGUCAUGCAGGAAAGGAACCCUUUCCCACUAUUUACGUGGACAGCAAGGAUCCCAAUGCUGCGGAGUCCUUCGAACCGGCUGCCAAGUCGCAACUGAAGAAGAUCCAAAAACUCUUUGUCCGCGAAUCUCACAAGAAUGUCGGGAAGGAGCAGCGCGAAGCGGAGGAUGCAGUGAAACGUCAGCAAAAUCUGGAGGAUGCGCGCAAAAUAAAGAUCUCGGAGGAUUCCAGUCUACCGGUGGCCCGUAAGAUUCGCAUCUUCGAGGGCGCCUCCAACCGGGACUCACGCGUCAAGGUCUACGGCUGGGUGCAUCGCCUUCGGCGUCAGGGCAAAUCCCUGAUCUUCAUCACCUUGCGCGAUGGCACCGGUUUCCUGCAGUGCGUCCUCAACGAUCAGCUUUGCCAGACCUACGAUGCCCUUACCCUGAGUACGGAGAGCUCUGUGGUUCUGUUUGGCAAGCUAAAGCCGGUUCCUGAAGGAAAAACAGCUCCUGGUGGUCACGAGCUCAACGUGGACUAUUGGGAAUUGAUUGGUCUGGCUCCGCCCGGCGGUGCGGAUGCCAUUCUCAACGAAGAGGCCCAGCCGGAUGUGCAGCUGGACAACAGGCACAUCAUGAUUCGCGGCGAGAAUACCUCGAAGGUGCUGAAGAUGCGAGCGGUGGUCGCGCAGGCUUUCCGUGCGCACUACGAGUCACGAGGCUACAACGAGGUAACGCCCCCGACUCUAGUGCAGACCCAGGUGGAGGGUGGCUCCACGCUUUUCAAGUUAAAGUACUUCAGCGAAGAGGCAUACCUUACCCAGAGCUCGCAACUUUAUCUGGAGACCUGCCUGCCGGCUUUAGGCGAUGUCUUCACUAUUUCCCAGAGCUAUCGGGCCGAGCAGAGCCGCACCCGUCGCCACUUGGCUGAAUACUCCCACGUCGAAGCCGAGUGUCCUUUCAUUUCUUUCGAUGACCUCCUGGAUCGAUUGGAGGACUUGGUUUGCGAUGUGGUGGAUCGUGUUUUAAAGUCCCCUUGGGGCUAUUUGGUCAAGGAGCUCAACCCUAACUUCAAGCCGCCGCAGAAGCCGUUCCGUCGCAUGAACUAUGAGGAUGCCAUCAAGUGGCUGAAGGAGAACAACGUGACCAAGGACGAUGGCACCUUCUACGAGUUUGGCGAGGACAUUCCCGAGGCUCCGGAGCGCAAGAUGACCGAUACCAUCAACGAACCAAUUAUGCUAUGCCGUUUCCCGGCGGAGAUCAAGUCCUUCUAUAUGCAGCGCUGCAAGGAGGAUCAGCGUUUGACCGAAAGCGUGGACGUGCUGCUGCCAAAUGUGGGCGAAAUUGUGGGUGGAUCGAUGAGGAUCUACGACAGCGAGGAGUUGCUCAAGGGAUACGCACGCGAGGGCAUUGAUCCGACACCCUACUACUGGUACACUGACCAGCGCAUCUACGGAACUAUGCCCCAUGGCGGCUAUGGUUUGGGACUGGAGCGCUUCCUCUGCUGGUUGCUCAACCGCUACCACAUCCGCGAAGUCUGUUUGUAUCCCCGAUUCCUCGAUAGAUGCAGGCCCUAAGCUGUGGAAGAGAAUCUUUUCCGUCACUCGGCAUUUAAAGCGGUUGAAAAAUAUAUUGCAACACUAAUCUAACUAGCUUCUGCUAUUAAAAAUGAAAUUUAUUACACUUAUUAAACUGUAUAACCAUAAAUAAAGGCCACGCCUCCGCUUCAUUUCAAUGAUCAAAAAUUAAA